Molecule: messenger RNA, 3049 nt
Organism: Poeciliopsis prolifica (blackstripe livebearer)
Lineage: Eukaryota; Metazoa; Chordata; Actinopteri; Cyprinodontiformes; Poeciliidae
Gene: opn4xa
Product: opsin 4xa
Exons: 10
Coding region: 170-1474 (434 amino acids)
Biological process (GO): G protein-coupled receptor signaling pathway; visual perception
Cellular component (GO): membrane
Molecular function (GO): G protein-coupled receptor activity
Source: RefSeq, a predicted model, not a curated record
GGCAGCGCAUGGAGCAUGCAAAGUGCUGGCUUUUGGAGUUUAGAGAAUCAGAUGGACUAACUGAUUAACUUGCGGGAUUUUUCAUCUACUGCACUGCUUCUAUGUUUCUUGUCUUCUGCCUCAAAGCAGAAAAGAAGAAGGAUAUUAAGCACUAAUUUCAGCAAAAGGUAUGGAUCUAGAACAUGGAUUCUAUCGGCAUGUGGACGUCCCAGACCACGUUCACUACAUCGUUGCCUUCUUCGUCUUAGUGAUCGGAGCAGUGGGAGUUUCUGGGAAUGCCUUGGUCAUGUAUGCUUUUUCUUGCGACAAGAAGCUCCGGACACCUCCCAACUUCUUCAUCAUGAACUUGGCCAUCAGCGACUUCCUGAUGGCCAUCACACAGUCACCCAUCUUUUUUGUUAACUGCCUGUAUAAGGGGUGGAUUUUUGGGGAAACAGGUUGUAAAAUUUACGCCUUCUGCGGGGCUUUAUUUGGAAUCGCCUCGAUGAUAAACCUUCUCGCUAUCUCCAUAGACCGGUACAUAGUAAUCACCAAGCCUUUGCAGUCCAUCGGGUGGACUUCGGCAAGACGUACUUGCCUCAUAAUUGCCCUAGUGUGGUUUUAUUCACUUGCUUGGAGCCUGGCGCCACUUUUGGGGUGGAGUUCCUAUAUCCCCGAGGGCCUGAUGACCUCCUGCACAUGGGACUAUGUGACAUCGACUCCCGCCAAUAAAAGUUACACUUUGAUGUUGUGCUGCUUCGUAUUCUUUGUCCCUCUGGGCAUCAUAUCCUACUGUUACUUGUGCAUGUUCCUAGCAAUUCGUCAUGCAAGCAGAGAUGUUGAGCAGUUGGGGUCUCAGGUGAGAAAGUCAACCCUGAUCCAACAGCAGUCUAUCAGGACUGAGUGGAAGUUGGCAAAAAUUGCCUUUGUGGUGAUCAUAGUGUUUGUACUUUCCUGGUCACCCUAUGCGUGUGUCACUCUCAUCGCCUGGGCUGGAUAUGCACACAUUCUCAAUCCAUACUCCAAAGCUGUCCCUGCGGUUAUUGCGAAAGCAUCUGCCAUCUACAACCCUUUCAUCUAUGGAAUCACUCACUCCAGAUACAGGGACACCCUGGCAGAGAAGGUGCCCUGUCUACACUUCCUGGCCCAUGCCCCUAAAAGGAACUGCAUAUCAGUGGCAAACAGCAAGUCCUCCAUAAGGGACUCGGUGCUUAGCCAUCAGUCAUCAGUCUCCAAAUCACAGUUUCAGAGAGUUUCCUCCAUGUCUACAACAGACACACAGGUUUGCAGUGAUGUGGAGCUGGAUUCCAUGGAUCAGAGUCAUUGUGCUAAGACAGAUUAUUCCCCUGCUGCUGCAAAGGUCAAAGAACGUUAUUCUUUAGCUAAACAGUUCAAGGAGAAGGAAUGUCUAAGUCAGGAUAAGGCUGCUUUUCCAGACAACACGUCACAGAAAAAUCUUUCGUCAGUUUAUCAUAUCAGUUCAUCAACAGAAUAGAUGUUCUUAGCUUGGAGGAGGAGAACGUUGAAAGCUGAACAACACAGAGAAAGCGGGACGAUGAAUAAAGCAUUUCAAAGUGAAGACACUGAGGCACAGCAGCCCCAGAAAGAGAAAAACAAGGAUGAGUCACGGGUGCUAGAAAUUUUGGACAAUCGUGUAUGUCUUUCCCCCCUGAGAGGUCAGAUCCAACUCAAUGAAAGCCUUCAGUUAUCUAACAAUAGCAUGGUGCACAAAGCCUACAAGAAGAAUCUCAUAGUUUGUUUACAACCUCAGGACUGUUCUGCUCAGCAAAUAAAGACUGCGACAUUUCUGAAGCACAAGUUUCAACACAGCUUAUCCCAAAAACAUUUGAUCCAUGUUUCCAGAUGUUUAGCUGAAGAGCAGCAAGUAUAACUCUUUUCACCAAAGAUGCAAAGUCUACGUUUGUUAUGUGAAAAAACUUAAUCAUGUUAUGUGUCUGCUUACAUAAAAAACUAAUUAUUUUUGUUCUUUGUGGAAUCAUGUGCACUACAAAAAUAAAAGUAUUCACUUUUUGUCUUUACGUUCAGCCUCAACACACGCAAAAGAAAUAUGAGGCACUUUUUUUAUUUUGAUUUGAAAGAGCUAAGUUCAAAAUACUCCAGCAUAUUAAUUUAUAAUUUAUGUGAACAAAACAAAUUACUUUGCCUUUUUGGAAAUAUUUAUUCUGUAGACAAGCUUACAUUCCCAGUUUAGUUUAUGGCUAAAAUCUGGUCUCAGGAAAGCUCCCAUACUUAUCAAAAAAGCCAUAAAAAAUUAUCUGUAUUUUGUUGAUGUAAUGCAAUCUGACACAAGAAAACCUACAACAGCUUUCUCUCUAAAUUUCAGAUCCCAGUCUUGUUACAGGUCUAGUUGUUUCAGUAUUUUUAUUCUUUUAUGUUGACUGUUGCUGCUGUCCAGUAAAGAUAAUUUCUUUCAGCUAUAUAAUGAAGAUCAACACAAGUCUGCUUUUCUUGAAUGAUGGGUUCUCUCAUAGUUUUGAAAAAGGAAAAUAAGAAAUAAUGGUAAACCAGAUUUUUAUCCAUGUGAAACAAGAUAAUCAUGGAUAAUAAAAGUUUCUAGAAAGUUGGGUCUACUUGAGAAAAAAGGGACAGCAAACAUUUAAAAUAACUUGUUCAAGUUUUAUUUAUUUCAUUUAAUUUUACUCAUUUUGACACCUGUAACUUUAAACGUUUUGUAUAAUUUCAUUUCUCUGCAGCACAACAGGGAGUCAGUAACAGGAAGGCUUUCUCCCAGUAUCCCCAAUUUUUUUAUUUUUAUUUUUUAACCAAAAGUCCACUAAAACUACAUGGAGCUCGUGUUCAAGUAAUUUUUGUGACGUGAUUUUAAUUAUAGGUUUCAGUUUAUUUGCCAUGCAAUGCAGCUUCAGGCAAAACAGCAGAUAAAAAAAUAAUUUGAAAGCUUGUGUUUUUCUGAUAUAUUUGGACGUGUGAAUAUUUCAGGUUUAACAAUACUGACAAAUACACAUUAUGUUAUUAAACAAUGAAAAGUGAAACAACUUUCUCUCAGUUGGAAUUCACAAUUGUGUUGAAUACCUUCUGUUGUUUAACUGCA